Molecule: messenger RNA, 781 nt
Organism: Scleropages formosus (Asian bonytongue)
Lineage: Eukaryota; Metazoa; Chordata; Actinopteri; Osteoglossiformes; Osteoglossidae
Product: fatty acid-binding protein, intestinal-like
Exons: 4
Coding region: 101-499 (132 amino acids)
Molecular function (GO): lipid binding
Source: RefSeq, a predicted model, not a curated record
GGAACUUAGCGCUUUAUUUCAAAUGACAAGUCCCGACACAAAUAAUUCACUCGGCCCAGCACAACGCAGCACAAAGCAGCCAUCCUUGUAGCCAGCAACCAUGGCAUUCAACGGCACCUGGAAAGUAGAAAAAUCUAAAAACUUAAGCCAGUUCCUGGAGAAAAUGGAGGUCAACAUCGUGAAGAGGAAGCUGGCUGAGCAUGACAACCUGAAACUCAUCAUCAACCAGACGGGAGACAAGUUUCAGAUAAAGGAGUCCAGCACCUUUGGAACCAAAGAGAUUGAGUUUACUCUAAAUGUCCCAUUUGACUACACCUUAGCAGAUGGAACUGACGUUAAUGGAACAUGGGUGAUGGAGGGAAAUGUACUCAAAGGGCAGUUCACCCGGAAGGACAACGGAAAAGUAGUGACGACCACCAGGGAAAUCACUGGAGACGAGCUUAAACAGAGCUACUAUUACGAGGGUGUGAAUGCAACCAGGACCUUCAAGAAGUCAUAACUGUUCUCCGAAUGUCUCCUUCGUGUGCCCCUCGGAAAUUCUGGCAUAACUUCAAACAGGAUUGCUGCAGAACACUUAACAUCUCAGACGGUCUUCCACGCAGUUCAUAUGUUGUAAAAACAUGAGGCAGGUGCAGCAGUUUUUCAUUUGUGACAACAUUCUCCCAUGCUCUUUCUCUGAUGUUCUUGAAUCAAAUUGAAUUGAAUUCCAUUCUCCGUUGUUUGGACUAAAUGUAUUUCAAUGCAAGAACAAAGACCAAUAAAUUGUCAAUAUGCGAUCUGA